This is a messenger RNA of Budorcas taxicolor (takin), 3504 nucleotides long. RefSeq names its product enamelin (gene ENAM). The coding region runs from base 1 to 3504 and encodes 1167 amino acids. The transcript has 8 exons. NCBI's taxonomy places the organism in Eukaryota, Metazoa, Chordata, Mammalia, Artiodactyla, Bovidae. The record is from RefSeq and is a predicted model, not a curated record.
AUGCUGCUGCAGUGUAGGCAUGAAGCCUCUUCUCCUAAGCUAGAUUACUUGGUACCAAGUGGAAAAAUGAAGACUCUCCUGGUCUUUCUAAGCCUGCUUGGUUAUUCCAUUGCUAUGCCAUUGCAAAUGCAUAUGCCCCGAAUACCUGGAUUUAGCAGUAAAAGUGAGGAGAUGAUGCGCUAUGGUCACUUCAACUUUAUGAACUUCCCGCAUUUGGCACACCUGAGUCCCUUUUAUGGAAAUGGUAUACAGCUCCCUCAGCUCUUCCCACAGUACCAGAUGCCCAUGUGGCCUCAGCCACCACCCAACAAGAAACACCCACAGAAGCCUUCAUCUCCCUCAGCACCCAAACACCAAAGCAAGACAGAUCAAGCCCCUGAGACCCCGAGUCCCAACCAGCCUCAACCAAGCGAUUCCCCACCAAACCAGCAUUUAAAGCAGCCAUCACCCACGACGGCUCCGCCACAAGAGGAGGAAACCCAGACACCUCAGGCAUUCCCACCAUUCGGCAAUGGGCUAUUUCCCUAUCAACAGCCACCGUGGCAUAUUCCACAUAGGAUACCACCAGGUUUUGGACGUCCACCAGGUAGCAAUGAAGAAGGCGGGAACCCUUUCUUUGGAUAUUUUGGAUAUCAUGGAUUUGGGGGCCGUCCUCCUUAUUAUUCAGAAGAGAUGUUUGAAGAUUUUGAAAAGCCAAAAGAAGAAGAUCCUCCUAAAACAGAGACUCCAGCCACUGAUCCUUCUGUUAAUUCAACAGUUCCUGAGAUUAACUCUACCCAGCCAAAUGCACCCAGUCCCAGAGCAGGUCAAGGCGGAAAUGACACCAGCCCAGCAGGAAACAACGGUCAGGGCCCUAACACUGUGAGCAACCCUACAGUUCAAAACAACCCUGUAGUAAAUGUUACUGGCCAAGGAGUUCCAAGAAGUCAGACCCCAUGGAGACCAAGUCAGACCCCAUGGAGACCAAGUCAGACAAAUAAUCAUGAAAAUUAUCCACAUCCUAACAUCCGAAAUUUUCCUGCAGGAAGACAAUGGCAUCCUACUGGUACCUUUAUGGGGCACAGACGUAAUGGGCCUUUUUACCGAAAUCAAAUUCAAAGGGGUCCUCGGUGGAACUCUUUUGUUUUGGAAGGCAAACAAGCAAUUCGUCCAGGAUAUCCAAUAUAUCGCAGAGCUUAUGCCUCCACCGCAAGGAGCAAUUAUCCCAAUUAUGCAGGAAAUCCAGUAAAUUUCAGAAGAAAGCCUGAGGGGCCCAGUAAACAACCUGCGGGAACCAUUGCCCCUCUGGGUCCCAAACAUGGUACUACUGGCCACAGUGAAAACAUCCAAAAUCCAAAAGAGAAGCCAGUAAGUCAAAAAGAAAGAACAGUCAUUCCUACAAGGGAUCCAAAUGGCCCCAGGAGAAACUCUCAAGACUAUGGAGUUAGUAAAUCAAACUAUAAACUGCCUCACCCUGAGGGUAACAUUCUAGUCCCAAAUUUUAAUUCUAUUGAUCAACGAGAAAACUCUUAUUACCCUAGAGGAGAUUCCAGAGGAACCCCAAAUUCUAAUGGACAAACCCAAAGCCAGAAUUUACCCAAAGGGAUUAUUUUAGAACCAAGAAGAAUUCCAUAUGAAUCACAAAUUAAUCAGCCAGAAAUAAGGCAGAGUACACAUCCGCCAGUGUACCCUGAGGGAUCUCCUUCCCCUGCAAGGGAACGUUUUCCCGCUGGAAGAAAUACUUGGAACCAACAAAAAAUCUCUCCACCUUUUAAGGAAGAUCCUGGAAGGAAGGAAGAACACUUACCUCAUCCUUCCCAUGGCUCUAGAGGACGUAUUUACUACCCUGACUACAACCCCUAUGAUCGCAGGGAAAACCCACCAUACCUUAGAAGUAAUACCUGGGAUGAAAGAAAUGAUCCUCACAAUACAAUGGGACAACCUGAAAAUCCACACUAUCCCAUGAAUACUCCAGAUCCAAAAGAGACAAUCCCUUAUAAUGAAAAAGACCCAAAUGAUCCAACUGGAGAUGAACCUUUCCCAGGACAAACAAGAUGGGGUAUGGAGAAGUCAAACUUUAAGACAGCCCCAACAGCUAGGUAUGAAGGCAAGCAAUAUACCUCAAACCAGAGGAACCAAAAACCAACCAGAGGAACCUCAAACCAACCAAAGGAAUACUCUCCCUAUUCCUUAGAUAAUCUACCAAAACCCAGGGAGUAUUUUCCUUAUGGUGAAUUUUACCCCUGGAGCCCAGAUGAGAAUUUUCCAUCAUAUAAUACUGCUCCCACUAUACCACUGCUUGUGGAAAACAGGGGCUAUUAUCCUAAUAAUGCUGUUGAACAAGAAGAAAACACUAUGUUUCCUUCUUGGAAUUCCUGGGACCACAUGGUUCAAAUCCAAGGGCAGAAAGAAAGGAGGCCAUAUUUUACCAGAACCUUCUGGGGUCAGCCAACGAAUCUACCCAAAACCCCUGCUAGUCCACCCUACCACAAGGAGAGUCAGCCUUAUUUCAGUAACUCCCCAACUGGGCUUCAGAAAAAUCCAACAUGGCAUGAAGGUGAGAAUUUGAAUUAUGGCAUGCAAAUCACUAGGUUAAAUUCACCAGAGGGAGGACAUUUGGCUUUUCCAGACUUGAUUCCUCCACAUUACCCAGGAAAUCAAAAAGAAACACGUCUAUUUCACCUAAGCCAGGGAGGCCCUUGCUGUGCUGGUGGCUCCACAGGGCCCAAGGACAAUCCACUUGCUCUACAAGACUACACUCCAUCUUUUGGUCUUGCACCAGGGGAAAACCAAGACACCAGCCCUCUCUAUACAGAAGACAGUCAUACUAAGCAUGAAAGAUAUACUAUAUCUCCAACAAGCAUCCUACCUGGCCAAAGAAACAGCUCAGAAAAAAGACUUCCUGGAGAAAGUAAAGACCCAAGUCCUUUCAGAGAUGACGUGUCCACUCUGAGGAGGAACACACCAUGUUCUAUAAAUAAUCAAUUGAGCCAAAGGGGAAUUAGGCCCCUUCCUGAAGCCAGUUCCCUUCAAUCAAAGAAUAUACCUUGCCUCAAAAGUGAUCUUGGAGGAGAUAGAAACCAUGUUUUGGAACAAACAUUAGAAGGCAACCAGCUCAGUGAAAGACCUGUUGAUCUUACUCCUGAGCAGCUUAUUAUGGAUACACCUGACGAAGGUCCCAAGCCAGAAGGAAUUCCAAGUGAAGUGCAAGGAAAUGAGGGCAAAAGGCGGCAACAAAGACCAUCUACCAUCCUACAGUUACCAUGUUUUGACUCCAAAUUAACAAAGUAUUACACCUCCAGCACUGGGACUCCAUCUAGUCUUGGAAGGCAAGGCUCAUUUGAUGGGGAUCCAAUUAUGCCUACUGAAAUUCCUAACUCAUUGGCUGAGUCAGCCACUGGGGCACAGUUUCAGAAUAUAAAUCUAGACCCACUUAAUGCAGAUGAUCACACUCCAUUUGAUCCUCUUCAAAUAGGGACCAAUCCACAGGACCAGGUUCAAGACUGCUUACUACUUCAGGCCUAG